Alexandromys fortis (reed vole) is the source of this 3620-nucleotide messenger RNA. It is a transcript of the gene U2surp, whose product is annotated as U2 snRNP associated SURP domain containing. Gene Ontology annotation, cellular component: nucleus. Gene Ontology annotation, molecular function: RNA binding. The record is from RefSeq and is a predicted model, not a curated record. Gene Ontology annotation, biological process: RNA processing. NCBI's taxonomy places the organism in Eukaryota, Metazoa, Chordata, Mammalia, Rodentia, Cricetidae. The transcript is spliced from 30 exons. The coding region runs from base 530 to 3529 and encodes 999 amino acids.
AGGUCAGCUCAGUUAGGAAUGAGUGGUGGUCAUCUUUACGAAAGUGACGGAUGGUUGUCCUGGGGCCAACGGUGCAAGGUUCCUCGGCAGAGUGCUGUACACUGUUGCUAAUGGAAGAACUUCUCGUUUCCUUUUUCUUCCUAUUGUUGGCCAUGCUUUAAUAUUUUAUGGGACACGUGCACUGGAAGGGACAGAGGCAAUGAAGGAACAAUGGUCGUGCUUUUUCUUCCUGGACCUUAAGUAAAGGGCUUUCAGCCGACUUGUGUUUUGAGACCCCGGGCCAGCCUAGAUUGCUCUCCAGAGUCAAAAAUGACCUUGACCUCCUGAUCCAUCUCUGCCUCCAGAGCGCUGGGAACAUUAGCACCGUGCCCCGUGCUGAGGAUUGAACCCUCCUGUAUGCCUGGUGAGGGUCAGACUGAGAGAAGAGGCUCAGAACUGAAGAGAGAGGAUCUGAGGAUGGAAAUAAAUUCAGCUGGGCUGCAAGAGCCGAUCAUCAGAUGUGCAUUCAUCUGGAUCUUCAGAUGCGCAUAUGGAUGCAUCUGGACCCUCAGAUAGUGAUAUGCCAAGUCGAACACGACCUAAAAGCCCAAGAAAACACAAUUAUAGGAAUGAAAGUGCCCGUGAAAGCCUUUGUGAUUCUCCUCAUCAGAAUCUUUCAAGACCUCUUCUAGAAAACAAGCUUAAAGCAUUCAGUAUUGGAAAAAUGAGCACAGCAAAGCGAACUUUAAGUAAGAAGGAACAAGAGGAACUGAAGAAAAAGGAGGAUGAAAAGGCAGCUGCUGAAAUUUAUGAGGAAUUUCUUGCUGCUUUUGAAGGAAGUGAUGGUAAUAAAGUGAAAACAUUUGUUCGAGGCGGGGUUGUUAAUGCAGCUAAAGAUGAACAUGAAACAGAUGAAAAAAGAGGUAAAAUCUAUAAGCCAUCUUCAAGAUUUGCAGAUCAAAAAAAUCCUCCAAAUCAGUCAUCCAAUGAAAGGCCACCUUCUCUUCUUGUGAUUGAAACGAAAAAACCUCCACUGAAGAAAGGGGAGAAAGAAAAGAAAAAAAGCAAUUUGGAACUUUUCAAAGAAGAACUAAAACAAAUUCAGGAAGAACGUGAUGAGAGACAUAAAACAAAGGGCAGGUUAAGUCGAUUUGAGCCUCCUCAGUCAGAUUCUGAUGGUCAGCGGCGUUCUAUGGAUGUGCCUUCAAGAAGAAAUCGAUCAUCUGGUGUUCUUGAUGAUUAUGCACCUGGCUCACAUGAUGUAGGAGAUCCCAGUACGACUAAUUUAUACCUUGGAAACAUUAAUCCACAGAUGAAUGAAGAAAUGCUGUGCCAAGAGUUUGGAAGAUUUGGACCAUUAGCUAGUGUAAAAAUUAUGUGGCCUAGAACUGAUGAAGAAAGAGCAAGAGAAAGAAAUUGUGGCUUUGUGGCUUUUAUGAAUAGAAGAGAUGCUGAAAGAGCUCUAAAAAAUUUAAAUGGGAAAAUGAUUAUGUCUUUUGAAAUGAAGUUAGGUUGGGGUAAAGCUGUACCUAUUCCUCCGCAUCCAAUAUACAUUCCGCCUUCUAUGAUGGAACACACACUUCCCCCACCUCCUUCCGGACUGCCUUUUAAUGCGCAGCCUAGAGAGCGAUUAAAAAACCCCAAUGCGCCCAUGUUACCACCACCUAAAAACAAGGAGGAUUUCGAGAAGACUCUGUCGCAAGCCAUAGUCAAAGUGGUUAUCCCAACAGAAAGGAAUUUGCUCGCUCUGAUACACCGAAUGAUAGAAUUUGUUGUGCGUGAAGGGCCAAUGUUUGAAGCUAUGAUUAUGAACAGAGAAAUCAACAAUCCUAUGUUCAGGUUCUUAUUUGAAAACCAGACACCAGCGCAUGUUUACUACAGGUGGAAGCUUUAUUCUAUUCUGCAGGGAGAUUCUCCAACUAAAUGGCGGACAGAAGAUUUUCGUAUGUUCAAAAACGGAUCUUUUUGGAGGCCACCACCAUUAAAUCCUUACCUUCAUGGGAUGUCAGAAGAACAAGAGGCAGAAGCCUUUGUGGAGGAACCUAGUAAAAAGGGAGCACUCAAGGAAGAACAGCGGGAUAAAUUAGAAGAAAUCUUGCGAGGAUUAACUCCAAGAAAAAAUGAUAUUGGAGAUGCCAUGGUUUUCUGUCUUAAUAAUGCGGAAGCUGCUGAAGAAAUAGUGGAUUGCAUUACUGAGUCGUUGUCCAUCUUAAAGACACCUCUUCCCAAGAAGAUUGCCAGGUUAUAUUUGGUUUCUGAUGUUUUGUACAACUCUUCAGCCAAAGUUGCCAAUGCUUCAUAUUAUAGGAAAUUUUUUGAAACAAAGCUAUGUCAGAUAUUUUCAGACCUCAAUGCUACUUAUCGUACAAUUCAAGGCCAUUUACAAUCUGAAAAUUUUAAGCAACGGGUAAUGACUUGCUUCAGAGCAUGGGAAGAUUGGGCAAUCUACCCAGAGCCAUUUUUGAUCAAACUUCAAAAUAUUUUCUUAGGACUUGUAAAUAUCAUUGAAGAAAAGGAAACAGAGGAUGUCCCAGAUGAUCUUGAUGGUGCUCCCAUUGAGGAAGAGCUUGAUGGUGCGCCUCUGGAAGAUGUGGACGGGAUUCCCAUUGAUGCUACUCCCAUUGACGAUCUUGAUGGAGUCCCUAUAAAAAGUCUUGAUGAUGAUUUGGAUGGAGUGCCUUUGGAUGCAACUGAAGACUCUAAGAAGAAUGAACCCAUAUUUAAAGUUGCCCCAUCAAAAUGGGAGGCUGUAGAUGAAUCUGAAUUAGAAGCACAAGCUGUGACAACUUCCAAGUGGGAGCUAUUUGACCAGCAUGAAGAAUCAGAAGAAGAAGAAAACCAAAAUCAAGAAGAAGAAAGUGAAGAUGAAGAAGACACUCAGAGCUCCAAAUCAGAAGAGCAUCAUUUGUAUUCUAACCCUGUCAGAGAAGAAAUGACUGAGUCUAAGUUCUCUAAAUACUCAGAAAUGAGUGAAGAAAAACGAGCUAAGCUUCGUGAAAUUGAGCUCAAAGUUAUGAAGUUUCAAGAUGAAUUGGAAUCUGGAAAGAGACCUAAAAAACCAGGCCAGAGCUUCCAGGAACAAGUCGAGCACUACAGAGAUAAAUUGUUGCAACGAGAAAAGGAGAAAGAGUUAGAAAGAGAACGAGAAAGAGACAAAAAAGAUAAAGAAAAAUUGGAAUCCCGAUCCAAAGACAAGAAGGAGAAAGAUGAAUGUACUCCAACAAGAAAAGAAAGGAAAAGACGGCAUAGUACUUCUCCCAGCCCAUCUCGGAGUAGCAGUGGUAGGCGAGUGAAGUCCCCAUCUCCAAAAUCAGAACGGUCAGAACGCUCAGAAAGAUCUCAUAAAGAAAGCUCACGGUCCAGGUCAUCUCACAAAGAUUCUCCUAGAGAUGCUAGCAAGAAAGCUAAAAGGUCACCAUCUGGUUCAAGGACGCCUAAAAGGUCUAGGCGGUCUCGGUCUAGGUCGCCUAAGAAAUCAGGAAAGAAAUCCAGAUCCCAGUCCCGGUCUCCACACAGGUCUCAUAAAAAGUCAAAGAAAAACAAACACUGACAUAUAUUUUUAAGAUGCUGUCACUUAUUGGAAAUGCAAGUUUGUUUUGUGCCUGAAUGGUCUGUUUGUUUUUUGUUUGUUUUUUUUUUUU